Brettanomyces bruxellensis is the source of this 1470-nucleotide messenger RNA. RefSeq lists its product as uncharacterized. The record is from RefSeq and is a predicted model, not a curated record. The transcript has a single exon. NCBI's taxonomy places the organism in Eukaryota, Fungi, Ascomycota, Pichiomycetes, Pichiales, Pichiaceae. The coding region runs from base 1 to 1470 and encodes 489 amino acids.
AUGGAUUAUGAAUUUAGUUAUAAUUUUGCACACUUUAACCGGGGAAAGCCAAGAUCCGGGAGACCAGGUCCACCUCCUGGGGGUCAUAGGGGUAGAAAACAUCAUGGAAAUGGUCCGGGUGGAAAGUCUCCGUUUGGAAAAGGACCACACGGGGGACCAAGACCACCUUUUGGAUCUGGAAAUUCCAAUUUAUUAACAUUUGAGGUGACAAGGCCGUUGGAUAAGCUUUUCUACCUUGGUGGAGCCUCUGCAGCUAAAAGCGAAACAGGAGAAAUGGACACUCAGUACAUUCUGUCACAGGCAGAGUCGUACGAUGUGUUUGAUGAAAGAUGGGCAGCAGAGCAAAUAUGCUCCUGGGGGAAAAAGAAUGGUGGCAUAGACGGAUAUAUCCGUCUCGAGAUUGGCUUUGAGGUCGUGAUUUGUGAUUUCUAUGAGAAACUGCGGCUUAUUUCGAAUGUUACGCUAUCGAAUGUGACUGAACUUCUCGAGUUUCCACCUGAGAAGUUUGACAAAAGAUCGUUGGAAUCGCCAGACGAGGAUGAGUUGAACAGGAAAAGAUCGUCGAUAAUAGACGGAUUCCAGGCCAUGUCCGGAUACGAACAGUACGAAUCUGGUGAACGUGUUUAUUCUGGUGACGAUAGAAUUUUGUUGGACUUCAGCAAGCUUGUGACCCCACUUAAUCGCACUUAUAUCAACCCGGAUCCAUACAAAAGACGAAUUUAUAACAUAUCGACUGAUGUCAAAGGUCAGCUUUUAACAGAACUUGAUGCGGUUUUAUCCACACCGAAUGAUCCAUACAGUUCUACCAAUUGGCAGGUCGUGACCACUAACAUUGAGAAGAAGUUUGGCCCGAUCUUGGCCAACUUAAACACCAGCUUUGCCCUCUACAACGCGCACAAGACUUUGGGAGUCUUGGGAGCAAACAUAACAACGUAUACGUUCAAUUUUUAUAGGAGAUACGUGAACUACCCGGAGCAUAAUCUUUCGGCCGAGGCAAGAAAAAUGGCUAUUUGGGACUAUAUUCAUCCUUACCUGCCUUUAAAAUCCAGGAGCGAUCUUCUCAUAUUGAGUUCUCUUGCAAAAGUUCAGGAGUCUUUAGUUGAUGCUAUGAUUGAGUCGUUUGAGCUUGGCCGUGACUUGAUGUCAGUUUAUACGAUUCCAAACAUGCCUAAGGAGAAGAGAAAUGCCUUGGAAAAACAAGCUUUAUCCUUGCAGACGAAGAUUAAGAGCCUCCUUGACACAUUGAACUGGCCUCUUUUCUAUAGAUGCAGACAGAAUUGCAAGAUUGGAGAAAUGUGCUUUAUUCCAACAUGGGGUCCAUCUCCUCUAGGAUGGGGGAAUGCAGCUCUAGGAUUUCAAAAUGACCAGGACGGACGUAGGAGAAUAAGCCAUGAUUGUCAAUGCAUCAGUUACAGAACUCUUUUAGAGGCAUCCGAACACAAAGGGGAGAGUAAUCGGCCAAAGUUCUAG